This is a messenger RNA of Cylindrotheca closterium, 1113 nucleotides long. The record is from the annotation of a GenBank genome assembly. Lineage: Eukaryota; Bacillariophyta; Bacillariophyceae; Bacillariales; Bacillariaceae.
AUGGAAGCAAUACCAUCCGCGAAAGAACCCUCAAAGGCUGUUGUGAACCCGGAAAGAGCUUCCACGGCGAUGCUAUCGGAGUGUUCAGCCGAUAAUGAUGGCAAAAAUGCUAGCGACGAAAGGCAAAGACAAGAUGGCGACGAAGCGGGCACCUCGAAUAUAGCUGGAACAGACCAGACAACAACUGCUUCGACGGAAGAUGAAACAAAGGAAAGCACCAAUGAAGUAAUAGAGCAGAAAGGAAACGAAAUAGAAAAGUUUACCGAGAAUACUACAGAAAAUGCUGACAAGAACGAUACAGAAGUAGCCAAGAACCACGAUAGCGACAAAAUAUCUCCGUCAACAGCAGGUAAAAGACAACUUGAUGCUGAUUCUGAAACGCAAGACGAAGCUACCGCAAAAGCUUCCAAAAGUGACGAAGCCAACGACGGCAAAAGUAGCAUUGCUGCCGCCGAGCACAGCACGGCUUCUUUGCCAAAGCGACCCGUCAAGAGAGCUAGAACGGCAUACUUUAUCUUUACGGAUGAGAAAAGACCCAAAGUCCAAGCGGCCCAUCCGGGGGAAGGUGUUGCAGUAGUUGCUAAGGCACUGGGUCAAAUGUGGGGGAAUCUGUCAGCCGACGAAAAGAAGGUCUAUCAAGACCAAGCCGCCAAAGAACGAGAGCGCGUUAGUCAAGAGCUCGAAGCCUACAAGUCUGCGGGAGGAAAGGACCUCGAUUCACCCUCCGUCAAGGCCAGGGAUCCUUUGGCCACGAUUCUCCCUGUUGCUCGAAUUCGAAAAAUCUGCAAGCUGGAUCCAGAAGUACGCGGGUUGAGCAAAGAAGCCCUUCUCCUGGUGACCAAAUGUACAGAACUCAUGCUGGAAAAACUUGGAAAAGAAACUGUCAAAGUGGCUCAACUUCAAAAUCGACGCAAGCUCCUGCCCGAUGACGUUGCCCAUGUAUGUGCCCAUCGCGAACAGUUUCUCUUUCUCAAGGACGAUGUCAAGGAUAUGGUCAAAAGCAUGGAAUCCGCUGACGGAAAGGCGAGCGGGGGAAAGAAAGGGGAUGCUGCCAAGCAAAUAGCAGCAGCUGGAACCAAGAAACUCACUUCUUAUUUUAGUGCUCCGAAGUGA